UAGACUUAUUUUUUUUAGCUUGGUGACAAAAAAAGCGACACUACACAGUGCAUUUCACAUUGAUGACGUGUACGUACGGGUCCUUCAGACUUCCGGGUGUGAAUAAACAGACUGCAACGGAGCCGCCUCACCUAAAAGAUGUCCAAAGUAACGUUCAAAAUCACCCUGACGUCGGACCCCCGGCUGCCAUACAAAGUAUUAAGUGUCCCAGAAAGCACACCAUUCACAGCGGUUUUAAAGUUUGCAGCUGAAGAGUUUAAAGUUCCAUCAGCAACCAGUGCUAUUAUAACAAAUGAUGGAAUAGGAAUCAACCCUGCCCAGACUGCAGGGAACGUGUUUCUAAAGCACGGCUCAGAGCUUCGCCUCAUUCCCAGAGACAGAGUGGGAGGACAAGGAGACUGACUUAUGCAGCGUUUCCCCGUCGAUGGCAUAAUGACUCACACCACGGAAACGCACAACACUGAUGACCCAGGAAACACCUCAGCAUGUUUUAUAUUUAUUUUUUCUGGCCCACACAACUGACGGUGACUCACACGAGACGAUGCAUAUUUGAAGUUACCAGUGACACAGAGUUGAGGAGUCCCUGCAGAGAUGUAAAUCAGAAGGGAGCGACGGCUGGAGAAAUUCCCAUUAUUGCUGAGUAAUAAUUAUAAACUAACAAAGCAGCGUCGUCUGUGGGUUUAGCUAGGAUUAACAAAAAAACUGAAUUAAGAGUAACUUUUGUAUUAUUUCACAUGUCAAAUAAACAAUACAGCAAACAGAACUUCAUCCUUUGUUGUUUAGUUUUACCUGCAUUGUAAAUAUUGCAGCACACGUGGUGAUUUAUUUUAUUUUGUCAAAUGCAUUAGAUGCUUUUAAUUAACCUUGUUGCUUUUCUAAAUAAGAUGACCUGCUGGUGUUGGGUUUUAUUUCUGUAAAGUUCCUAUUCCUCAUAUUCAAAAACAAUCUGCAUUAUGGAUGUGCUCUGUGCUGUGGACCAGGUGGAAACCUCUUCUUAUAAGCAUUUAAAACCAUUAAAUUGAGCUCUGCAAACA
Fundulus heteroclitus (mummichog) is the source of this 1034-nucleotide messenger RNA. It is a transcript of the gene ufm1, whose product is annotated as ubiquitin-fold modifier 1. NCBI's taxonomy places the organism in Eukaryota, Metazoa, Chordata, Actinopteri, Cyprinodontiformes, Fundulidae. The record is from RefSeq and is a predicted model, not a curated record. The coding region runs from base 139 to 402 and encodes 87 amino acids. The transcript is spliced from 6 exons. Gene Ontology annotation, cellular component: cytoplasm; nucleus. Gene Ontology annotation, biological process: protein K69-linked ufmylation.